Bactrocera latifrons is the source of this 1892-nucleotide messenger RNA. It is a transcript of the gene Golgin84, whose product is annotated as golgin-84. The record is from RefSeq and is a predicted model, not a curated record. The transcript has 2 exons. NCBI's taxonomy places the organism in Eukaryota, Metazoa, Arthropoda, Insecta, Diptera, Tephritidae. Gene Ontology annotation, biological process: Golgi organization; retrograde transport, vesicle recycling within Golgi. The coding region runs from base 83 to 1795 and encodes 570 amino acids. Gene Ontology annotation, cellular component: Golgi membrane; Golgi cisterna.
GAUAGUGUCAAAGCGAAAACAUAUUUUGUUUACUUUCAAAUAAAAACAAAAAUUCACUAAUUAACGCCACGACAACACAAAAAUGGCUUGGAUAUCGGGCUUAGCAGAUAAAGCCGAAAACAUUUUAAAUAAGAUAGAUCAAAAUGCCGCUACAGCUUUGCAAGUAGCAGCCACCUCAGGUGACGAUGGUGAUAGUAGCGAAGGUAGUGCUUUAGAAACGGUGCGACGCAACUUAUCCAAUAGUAAAUUGUCAUUGAAAACAGCAUUUUCCCCAAUSAAAACAAAAAGCAAUCUUAUUACCAAUAUGAGUAGAUCAGUAGAAGGUGAUACAGAGGUAUUAAAUGCUUCAUAUCGCACUGCAUUGCCUGAAUCAGUAGAAGCAAGUGAUAAAGUUGAAUGGCACAUAAACUCUGCUGUCUCUUCACGACGCAGUUCCAUUAAUUCGCGCCCCGAUGCUGUGGCGAUUGAAGUGGAGGAAACAAGUCCGCAACAUGGCUUACUGAAAAAGGUGGCUACUGAAGGAACUCUUCUAACUGGAACGCAUGAAAGUCAAGAGUUGAUGGCAUUUAAAAUUGCAUUAAACGAAAUUACUAACGAACGUGACGACUUGAAAGCACGUUUGACAAGAAUAAACCGUGAUAAUGAAAAAACUGCAUUUCUAACAAAAAUACAAGGUUUGGAGACACUAUUACAACGUUUAACCGAAGAGCGAGAUCAAGCACAAUAUGAACAGAGCAAAGCACAGGAUGCUAACAAUGCAUAUGCCCACACCAUUUCAGAGCUCGAAGCUAAUUUAGCUAAACUGCAACAAGAGUACUUGGAGACGGCGCAUAAAUUACAAAUGCAAAUGAUGGAAACAGAGCAGCUCCGRAAGGAACUGCAAGAAUAUCGGCAUAAAGCGCAGUACUCAUUGCAAAUGAAGGACAAUCUUAUAGCCGAACUAAAAGCAAAUGGCGUGUCGGCUGGCUCAGCAACAAAAAGCGAAGAUGAAAAUGAUUUGCGUUUGGUGCAAAUGGAGCUGGACGCUUUAAAGCAUGAACAUCAGCAAACCGUAGAUGAAAGUCGUACAUUGCGUAUGCAAUUAGAAGAAUUACGACGUGAUUGGCAAAUGGUUAAUGAACAACACACCACAUAUAUUGCAAGUACACGCGCCGCAGAGGAAACCUUAAGAAAAGAAUUGCGUACAGAACGUGAACGUUUACUCGCAACUGAAUCAGAACAACGUAUACAAGCGCAAGAGUUGGCAAAAUUACGACAGCAGCUCAGUAAUCAAAUGGCUGCAGCUGCGACACGGCUACAAGAAAAGGAUGCACAAUUAGAAAAGCUACGUGCUGAGGUGCAAAGGCGCAACGCAACAAUGCAUGUCGCAGAUGGUGCAGCGGUAGAUACCUUUGAUGAACGCAUUAAGGUGCUCACACAAACAUUGGUGGAUAAACAACAAACUGUGGAACGUAUCWCAUCCGACCGGAAUGCUUUACGCAUACAACUGGAAAAAAUGCAAGAUCAACUGCAGCAGCAAUAUGCAUAUAAUAAUAAGCCAGUUUCGCGUAAUUCAUUGCUCUCCAAUACAACUGAUGACAUCAAAGCACAGUUUCCACUUCUGAUGCGUGAGAAUCCUUUCGACAAUCGUGUAGCUCGUCGUGUUAAACGUGUCUACUCUUCACUCGAUUCUGCUGGUAUACGUUUGGGCGCCUUCCUGCGACGUUAUCCGCUCAUGCGCAUAUUUGUGCUCAUGUAUGUUGGCCUCUUGCACUUUUGGGUUAUGUUUGUGUUGAUGUCAUCGUCUCCAAAUUAAAACUAUUAUUUUUAAUAUCUACUUACCACAUCAAUAUGUAGUCAAAUAUUUAAUAUUUACUAGUGUUAAUCCUAAAAAUAUAUUGUGUAUAGUAUUG